Molecule: messenger RNA, 1329 nt
Organism: Porites lobata
Lineage: Eukaryota; Metazoa; Cnidaria; Anthozoa; Scleractinia; Poritidae
Source: the annotation of a GenBank genome assembly
GUGGUUAUCGAGCAAGCAUUUGGAAAGUUGAAGGGGAGAUGGCGUUGUCUCCUAGUCAAACUCGACGAGUCGGUGGACAAGAUACCUCUGACUAUUAUAACCUGCUGUAUUUUACAUAAUAUCUGCAUUGAAGUUCGCGACGAUGUCGAGGUGGACCCCGAGGAUGAUGAUCCAGACGACCUUCCCCCACUACCAGGUCACAUGAACCGCGAAGGUUCCCGGCUAAGGAACAAGAUCAAGGAAGCCUUUUUCAGUUACUGAUGCAUAUUUAAUCAACAAAUUAUCCUCAAAAAAACCUUGAACCGUCAUUUCAUUACAGAAAAUGUAGCUUCGGAGCUCAGAUAAAUCAGAUGUUGAAAAAAUGUUAUUGAGUUAAAAGUUAUGUAUCUUUUAAAUGUGCUCUUAAUCAGAAGUUUCGUUGCUUGAAAUGUGAUAAUUUCAAGAAAAGUGAUUCAGUAAAUCAGACUUACUUCAAAAACUUAAUUUCGACAAAAUGACAUUGACAAUAAUUUCUUUUUGCUUGUUUUCAAUUCAGAUAAUUUCAUAUCUUACAUAUGUCUCCUAUAAGAGAAACAAUCCGAUUAAGUUUAAAAAUGAUUGGAGCAAUAAAUUAGGCAUAAUAUCAUGAGCUUUAAAAUUUAAAAUAUUUUACUACAAACGAAACAAUAUUAAAAAUAAAGUUAUUGUCCUGGAAUUGAUGUAAUAUUUGUUCAUAUGAAGUAUUGAAGAGUUUCACGUGUACUUUACUCUCCCUUAAAGAUUUUUGCAACCUCUUUCACCAUGGAGAACAUCAUUUGCUGACUUUUCAUUUCCCUCUCCGCUUCCUUUUCAGCCAGCUUUUCAAAAAAUUCGUGGUCGCGUUUUUGGCUCUCAUUUAAGAAGGCAAAAUAUUCUGCGUUGCCACUAGAUUCCGUUUUUCUGGACCUUUUAGCUGGAGGCUGGGUUGAUGAACUAGCCUUCUUACCCUUCUGGUUUCCAUCGCUUCCACAUUUAUUCUUGAAGAAAAGUGACUCGGAAAAUGCCAGGUCUUCAUCUCCGGAUUCAGCAGAUUUGGCUGAUUUUGGGCCCUUUUGUUUGGAUGAGUUCGGCGUAGUAGCCAAGCGCUUUUUGCCCUUUUUGGCAGCUGGUUCACGCCUAAAAAGCGCCUCCGAAAGGCUCUGCUCCUCUCCAUCCCUGAUGCUCUCGUCGUCACCGGACUCUGAUAAAUCUUCCAAUGAUGGUCCAGGAAUUGCCGCCGGGCGGAGUUGUAAAUCUAUGAAACCACAUUCAACAACGGUUUUCGGUGUAAUUUUGGCUCGGCAGCCCAGCAUCUCGUUUAACUCUUCAUAA